UUGGAUAAAAAAGGUAAUAAUUGAGGGAACAAGUGUUUGGAGCGUUAAGAAAAAGAAGAAGAAGAAGAUAAGUGAGUGGAUUGAGGGUCGUGAUUGGUUGGUUACAAGGAAUUUUAAUCAACACCCCCAAAACGGCAACCCGUCGUCGUCUUCGUGGUGGUGUUGCUGGGGCUCCGCCGUGCGCCGCGAGAAAUCGCGUGAAAUUUCGUCAUUAUCAUCGUCAUCGACGGGAACAACUGCGGGAGGAGUGUCAUCGGUUUCAGGGACAGGAAUACCCUCGGCGUCAUCUCUGUCAUCAUCACCAUCGCCAUCGUCAUCAUUUACACCUUCAAAACGACAACGCAACUGCAACUGCGAAAUGGAAGAAAAGUCAUCGGCACGCUUCUCUGAGUAUCUUUUCGCGAAGAUGGGCGGGCAGGACGUAUCGGCCUCCCAGGGGCCCCGCAAGGUGACAGCUGACACCAGGAAGUGGAUCAGGGAAAAUAUGCUUUUGCUGGUUACGCUAUCCGGAGUUGUGCUCGGUGUCGUUUUAGGAUUCGGAUUACGACCACUAGGACUUAGUGAUGACACCGUUAUGUUAAUUAGUUAUCCUGGUGAACUAUUUAUGCGAUUACUAAAGCUCAUGAUUUUACCACUAGUUAUCGCAAGCUUAAUUUCUGGUUCGGCGAGUUUAAAUGCCAAAAUGAAUGGCAAAAUAGCUGUAAGGACUCUAGUGUAUUUUAUAUUGACGUCGUUGUUAAAUGCAAUAUUGGGAGUCGCACUGGCGUUAUUAAUUCAUCCGGGUAAUUCGGGCAUGAAGGAUUCCAAUGCGAUUUCCACUCAUCCUAGGGCUGUUAAUAUUCUGGAUAGUCUUUUGGACUUAGGAAGAAACAUGUUUCCAGACAAUUUAUUCCAAGCGGCAUUUCAACAAGCGCACACUGUUUACGAACGGAAAAAAUUACCAUUGCAAAACGACAGUGAUAGAGUCGUUGAAUCAACAGCUGAAACUGGAGGAACUGUUAAUCCUGAAGAGUUAGUACGUGUUAUACAGUACAGAAGUGGUACUAAUACACUGGGAAUCGUAUUUUUUUGUUUGGUGUUUGGCACAUUUUUGGGGACACUUGGAGAAAAAAAAGGACAAGUUGUUAUCGAUUUUUUUAAAGCUGUUUUUGAAGUUAUUAUGCGGAUGGUUUCAACUGUGAUGUGGAUGACACCAAUUGGUAUAACAUCGGUGAUAGCCGGUAAAAUACUCGGAGUUGAUGAUCUAGCUCUAGUGAUGGCCCAACUAGCCUGGUUUAUCGUCACCGUAGUCAUCGGUGUAUUCUUUUAUCAGCUGGUGAUAAUGCAACUUAUUUAUCUGGCAUUCGUACGCAAGAAUCCCUUUAAAUUCUACGCCGGACUGGCUCAAGGGACAUUGACAGCAUUCGCCAUGGCAUCAACGGCUGCCGCAUUACCUGUCACCUUUCGUCUGAUGACCGACAAGCUACGAGUUGACCCCCGGGUUACGCGAUUUGUCCUUCCGAUUGGGUGUAACAUCAAUAUGGACGGUACUGCGCUGUUUGUUGCGAGUGCAAGUAUUUUUAUUGCGCAGAUGAAUGGAAUUUUUUUGGGAUUUGGUGAAAUCGUAACUGUUAUAUUAACAUCAACAGCGGCAAGUGUAUCAUCAGCAUCAGUACCGAGUGCUGCAUUAGUAUUAUUACUUGUCGUAUUAAGUGCUAUUGAUGCACCGGUACAAGAUGUAUCACUUUUAUUUGCUAUUGACUGGUUUGUAGAUCGUGUAAGAACAACCAAUAACAUGUUGGGUGACUGUUAUGCGGCAGCUGUAGUUGAACAAUUAUCUAAAAAAGAAUUAAUGGCUUUAGAUGCAGCUGCUUAUCAAUCGGAAACAGUUUUACCAGCAACAAUAGCCAAUGGUUGUUUAUCAGCAAAUAGAGUACCAGAUCCGGACACAAUUGUUGUAGAAAUGCAAGACGAUACAAGGAUAAGCCCCAUCGCCAAUAUUUCAAGCCUUCCAGUACAGUUAACAAGGAAUGUGAUAGAAGAAACUGUCUGACUAAUAAUUACAAGGCAAUGUGAUUACAAAUGUGACAAUUAUUAAUUUAUAAAUUAAUAAUUAAGAUAAUAAUUGAAUUGUGACGGCAGUUUUAAAUUUUUUCGUGGACUCAAUUUUAAUUGGAUAACUGAGGAUCGUAAUUAGUAACAAUACUUAAUUAUUAAGUCCACAUAUAAUAAUAAUAAUAAUAAACCGCGCCAGUUAACAGACAAAUAACUAUGAUACAACCAACCAACCAAACAAACUAAUAAUUGACUGGAUUUAUUGUAUUUAAUAAAAAAAAUCCACCAUUUUUUUUAGUCACAUUAAGUAGGGUAAAAAUUUAACGUAAUGUGUAUAAUUGUAUGAUAAUUAAUAAUUGUAUUUGUAUAAUUUACCAAAGGCAUAUCGAUUUAAAGUUCGUAGUUGAUGUAGAACGAGGUUCAUUUUUUUUCUUGAGGUUUCGAGUUUGUAAUUAAGCAUCGCGGGUAUGUUUAAUUUUUUUUAUGAUUAUCAGAAAUUAUCAGAUUUAUUCCAUGACAUUUUUUUUCAUAAUCUAGAAUUUACUGGUACUGAUAUUUAACUAGAGUCAAAAGGGCGGUGGAAUUUUUUUUUUUCAUUGAAAAUUGUAAAGCUUAAUAUUUGUUUUGAAAAAAAACAAAAACUAUCAAACGUCGGCUAACUUCAGUUUCAUUGUUUGAUGGCCCUGAAGUUAACAGACAAUUUUACGAUUUUUUUUUCGACUCAUAAAUUCCAAAAAAAAAUGAAAAACCAAAAAUAUGCACAUGUAGAAAAUCAAAAAAACUACAGGUGCAAUUUUUUUAAAUAUUUUUUUUUUUAUUUAUAAUUUUGAAAAAGAACAAAAAUUAUCAGACGUCGGCUAAGUUCAGUUUCAUACAUUUUGAGGGAGUUUUAUUAAUUGAAACGUCUCUAACUUUUUAAAUAUUGAUUGUAUGAAAAUUUUUAUAGAUUAUAAAAUUAUAGGAAAUUUAAUGAGCUACAAAAAAGUAUUGAUGUGUUUUGUUGAUAUUUUUGAUCGUUUUUGAGAUAUCUUAUUUUUAUAGGCAUUAUUAAUAAUGAGUGUGAAUAUAGCUGACAUCAGACAAAUUUAAAAUUAUUAAUAAAUAAAGUAAACGAUUAAUAAAACAAAAUUUAAAGAAAAUGCACAUUUAAAAAAUUUUGAAAUUAAUGAGUGCAUUUUUUAUAAAUAUUAUUUUUUUAAUUAUUUACUCUAUUUAUUUAGAAUUUUAAAUUUGUCUGAUGUCUGCUAAUAUUUUUUUUUUUUCUGCGAAUGUAAUUGGUAUUUAGUUAAAUUCUAGUAUUUAAAACUGUAACUGCUUUAAUUGGUCAUUGAUAACUUCUAUUUUGGAAACAAAAAUUUUUGAAAAUAAAGAACGCCUUUUUUAUCUGGGGACGAAAUCUUGUUAAUUGGGAACAAAACUCGUUUAAUUGGGAACAUCAUUUUACUUUUAUGAAAACUUUGUUAAUUUUAAAUGGAACUUUUUUUAUGAAAACGAUUGUUUUUAAUUUGGCCCCGAAAUUACUCUGAUUGGUAACAGAUUUACUGUAUUUUAGUCAAAUUUUUUUAAUUGGCCCGAACUCUCUAAAGGAUACGAAACUCCUUCAAUCGGUAUUGAAAUUCCCUUUAUUCUAUUGGGGUUCCUUCAAUGGAGGAUGAAUAGAAUAUUUCAAAUUGAGUUCAAAACCUCAUAAAUAGAAUAUGGAAUUCUAGCAAUCAGAGCUUUUCUUUUUGAAUUUGAUUUAAGCUCUUUCAUUAGAAGCAUAAAAUCUGUAAUAGAAUACAGAACUUUUCCUCUGGAAAAUGAAAAUUUUUUAAUGGAACAUAGAACUUUUCUAUUAGGGUUGAAACUCCUUUAAUCAGAUCCCAGUUUCUUAAAUUUCCAUUGUUUAGGAGCAUGACUUUUUGAAUCGUGUUCAGAGAUUCUUGAAUUAGGAUACAAACUCCUUUAAUUUAACCGAAGUUCUUUAAAUUGGAGGCAGAUCUCCACUAAUUAAAAAUUGGGCUCUUUAAAUUAUUCAUUAAGUUCUUUAAUACAAUACAGAACUUAUUUAAUUAGUAACAGAACUCUUUCAAUUAAUAACAGAGCUCUAUUUUGUAAAAAAGAUCAUCUGUUGUCUAUACCCUGGCGGAUCCAAAUUACGGUAAAUUACAGUAAUUACCAUAAUUUACGGUAUUUGAUAGACUUUUACGGUUAUUUUACGGUAAAAAUUCGGUACUUUACAGUAAACGUAUGGUAUUCUUACUGUAAAUUUGCGAUGAAGAAACGGUGAUUUACAAUAAAAUUUCAGUGAGUCUGCGGUAUUUUACCGUAACCGAAAGUAUUGUACUGUAUUAUAAACUCCCUAGCAGAUCCGAAUUACGGUAAAUCACCGCAAUUUACGCCAUUCAGUAGAAUUGCCGCAAAUUACUGUAAAAACGCGGGAAUUUACGGCAAAUUACGACAGGUUGCGGUAAAAUACCAUAAUUUGCGGUAAAAUUACGAUAAACCCCGUAAGCUUUGCGGAAAUACUGCGGUAUUUUACCAUAAUUUACGGUAUUCAGAAGAAUUACCGUAACAUACGGUAUUUUAUUGUAGAGUAAGGGAAAUUACGGCAUUUUUUGGUAAAAUGGGUAAUUUACCGUAAUUUGGAUUUGGUAGGGCUGUAAAAAUAAAAAAAAACACGGUGCUUAAGGUCAAAAUGUCGAAAAUUACAGUAUUGUACCGCAAUUCGCUGUAAAAUAUCGUAAAUUACCGUUAAAUGCGCAUUUAAAUUACCGCGCGGUAAUUUAGCGUAAUUUGGAUCCACCAGAGUAAUGAAUCAGUUCUUGCAUUUCAAAGCGGAACUUCUAAAUGUAAAGAAAAAAAAAUACAAUAAUUUUCUUAUUAAUUAAAUAAAUACUGACUCUAGUUAAAUAAUAAAUUACCUACUUAACAUAAAUUUUUUUGUUUUUUUAGUAUCGACUAUUAAUUAAUUAUUUAUUAUAAUUAUUUAAAUAAUUGUCGAUAUUAUCGAGGUGCCUUAUUUCAAUACGCCGACAAUAAAAAAAGGCGUGAUGAAAGUAAGCAAUUAUUAUCAUUAUUUUAAAUAUAAUUUUUCAUUAAUUGUCUCAAUAUACUAAAUAUGUAAUAUAAUAAUAAUUAAUAUAUAUAUAUUUAAUAUCAUAUAUGGUGCUUAUAGAUAGUUAUAGGUAACCCACUUUGUUUUUUUUGUUUGUUGAAACAAAUAAAAUCAAAACUAAAUGUAAAUUUUUUUUUCUCCAAUUAAAAAAGUACGAAAGUUUAAAAGUUUAAAUUGAAAUGAAAAAAAAAAAUUAAUUCAACGAAAUUAUUGGCGGCUGAUUAAUUAUUAAAAUUUGACUGAUGAAAAUUAGUGAUAAUAAUAAAAAAAAUUAAUGAACAAUUGUAAUUUUUGUUGGUGGAAAAAACAAGGUAAAAUUUUUUGAGAAUUGUAAGACUGCCGUUGAAAAAAAAAUAAUAAUUAAUGCGAUUCAAUAAAAAUUUUUGUGAAAUUUACUCGAUAACAAAAACAUUUUUGAUUGAUAACAGAAAUCGGUAAAAAAAGAAAGAUUUAAAUCCACAAUUUGUUUAAAAAAAAAUUAAUCAAGUAAUUAAUGACUUUUAAUUUGAUUAAUGCGAACCAAAAGAAAGCGUGAUUUUAAAAUUUUGAAUAUCAAUUUUAUUUAACUGAUAAAAAAAAUAAAGACAUUUAUCAGAAUAAAAACGAGUGAAUUUAAAAGGUGGAAAGAAAUAAAAAUAAUAAUAAUUAAUAUUAAAUAUUCAUGAAACAUUUUUGCAUCCUUUACAUCCGCAUUGUAUAAUACGCUUAUAGUAAAAGUAAUCGAACCUCGUCCAUUCAUAAAAUAAUUAAAAAAAAAAAAACAUCUCAUUAAUAAAAUGGAAAGUAAUUUAACUAUUAGUGAUAAUUGUAUGACAGAUAAAUAAAUUCACAAAACAAUACAAAAUAUAAUAAAACACAGCCAUAAAAACAUGCCCAUAAUAAUAAUUAAUAUAUAUUAGAGUGUUUAUAAUUAUACAAAUAAGUCAAUAUCAUAGAUUGUUUAAAGGGUACAAACUGUUCACUGUAUUUGCAAAUAAUAAUUAAUUAUAAUUAUAAAUUAAAUAUAAAUAUUAAUAGUAGAGUAAUUGGAAAGAAAAUAAAAUUACGAGGUUCUAUGGAUUUACAGUCCGAUUGGCGAGGGAUUGAAAUUCGUGUUCCAUAAGUUAAAAAUAUUCUUAUACGACCACCCCCACCCCCUGAUUUUUAAAUUUAUUUAAUGACCUUGAGUAUUAUUUCAAGUAUUAAAAUUUCAUUUAUUAAUUAAAGAAAAGAAAUAAAGCACUAGUUGAAAAAUAAAACCUUAUAUGAACUUUUAUGGUGCAGGAACGAAAUUAAACGCAGAGAAUAUAAAUUUAAAUGAAGUUGUAGAAUUUCAAAAAAUUUCCAAAUGUUUGCUAUUUUGCAUAGAAAACAAGACACCCGAAUGUUAAUCUCUCGUAAAUCGGACUACAGAUAUUUGUCUUUUGGGGGUUAGUUCACCUUUGAUUGGUUAACGGGUAGAGGGAGUGGGGAAGGAAACAAGAAACAAUAGUUUCGGUAUUUGCUUUGUGAUGACUUAUAACCAUAACUUUUAUGAUUAAUUGAAAUUAUUUUUCUUAUCAUAGAUAAUUUAAAGGUAUUGGGUGCUAUGAGCUGAAGCUCGAUUCGAAUUUUUAUUUUGACCAUCAAAUAACAAAGUUAUGAUAAUAAUUAAUAGUUAUCAUUAUGAUUAAUAAAUUAAAUAAUUAAUUAUAGAAUUAAUGAUAAUAAUUGUAAAUUAGCGAGUUUGUAUUUGAAAUUGAAUAAUUUUUUUUUGUGAACUUAUGUGUUUAUGUAACUAAAAAAUAUCAAAUUAUUAAAAAAAU
This is a messenger RNA of Microplitis mediator, 6915 nucleotides long. RefSeq names its product excitatory amino acid transporter (gene Eaat2). The record is from RefSeq and is a predicted model, not a curated record. The transcript has 10 exons. Bases 359 to 2032 code for a protein of 557 amino acids. Gene Ontology annotation, biological process: L-glutamate transmembrane transport. Gene Ontology annotation, molecular function: neutral L-amino acid transmembrane transporter activity; L-glutamate transmembrane transporter activity; glutamate:sodium symporter activity. Gene Ontology annotation, cellular component: plasma membrane. Lineage: Eukaryota; Metazoa; Arthropoda; Insecta; Hymenoptera; Braconidae.